AUUUGAUUACCAAACAAACAGGCAACAACGAAAACCCAAAACCCAAAACUCUAUCGCCACCACUACGCAGCAAUGGAGGACGACGGCUUCGCGGCUACGAAACUCUUCAACCAGGGCUACUCCUACACCUAUGACGACGUCAUAUUCCUCCCUCACUACAUAGACUUCGCCACCGAUGAUGUCUCCCUUGCCACGCGCCUCACGCGCAGACUCCCGCUCCUGUCUCCCGUCGUUUCCUCACCCAUGGACACCGUGACCGAGGCUGGCAUGGCAGCUGCCAUGGCCUCCCUGGGUGGCCUCGGCGUCAUCCACUCCAACCUCCCCCCUCAGGUCCAGGCGUCCAUGGUCAGGUCCGUCAAGUCCCGACGCGUCCUCCUUUCUAGCCCGACAUUCAAAUCCUCCGAGCACCGCAUCGACUCCCUCGAAGACUUCGACUCCAGUCCCUACGUCCUCGUCACCCAGUCCGGCUCUCCCUCCUCUAAACUCAUCGGCUACGUGUCGAGAUCUGAAUGGUUGCAGCUCGACGGCGAUAAGAAAGAUGCCCGAAUCGACACCUACAUGACCAGUUCUAACGAACUGGUGGUGCCGUGGAAUUAUAGUCUGGCACAGAUGGAUAAUUACUUUAAGGAAAAGAAAGAGAUGGAUCUUGCGGCGUUGGUCAAGGAGGAGGAGGUGGUGGAUUUGGUGACGAGGGAGGACGUGGAUAGAUUGAAGGGGUAUCCUAGGUUAGGGGUGGGGACGGUGGGGCCCGACGGAGGGUGGAGAGUGGGGGCGGCGAUGGGGACAAGGGAGGAGGACAAGGAGAGGCUGGAGCUUUUGGUCAAGGCUGGCGUGGAUGUGGUGGUGUUGGACAGUUCUCAAGGGAACUCAAUUUAUCAGAUUGAGAUGAUCAAGUACGUGAAGAGGAUGUAUAAGGAGCUGGAUGUGGUGGGUGGGAAUGUGGUGACAGCGGCACAGGCCGAGAAUUUGAUUCGUGCUGGGGUGGACGGAUUGAGGGUUGGCAUGGGUUCCGGGUCAAUUUGUACCACGCAGGAGGUUUGCGCAGUUGGGCGAGGGCAGGCCACUGCUGUUUACAAGGUUGCUUCUAUAGCUUCACAACACGGUGUGCCCAUCAUUGCUGAUGGUGGCAUUUCAAAUUCUGGACACAUUGUCAAGGCUUUGGUCUUAGGGGCAUCUACUGUAAUGAUGGGAGGCUUCUUAGCUGGAAGCACUGAGGCUCCAGGAGCUUAUGAGUAUCAGAAUGGUUGCCGGAUCAAAAAAUAUCGAGGUAUGGGCUCCUUAGAAGCUAUGACCAAAGGGAGCGAUGCAAGGUAUCUGGGUGAUACAGCUAAGCUGAAAAUUGCUCAAGGGGUGGUUGGAGCAGUUGCAGAUAAAGGCUCUGUUCUGAAGUUUGUUCCUUACACAUUGCAAGCAGUCAAGCAAGGGUUUCAAGAUCUUGGUGCUUCCUCUCUGCAGUCUGCCCAUGACCUCUUAAGAAGUGGUAUAUUAAGGGUAGAGGUUCGCUCAGGAGCAGCACAAGUUGAAGGUGGUGUCCAUGGCCUGGUUUCUUAUGUAAAGAAAUCAUUUUGAUAUCAGUAUUAAUGCUGCUGUGGCUGCUUUUUGGCUGGAAAUCAUCUUCGUGGUUCAUUCAGCAGGCUGGAAUUGCUACUUCAGCACGAGCAACAUUCAAAUUAACGGGCUUAUCUUUUAAGAUCCAGCCUCCUGUUUAUCUAUUUGAUGAAGUCGUUUACGUUUUACUCCUGGAAGCAGCUAAAUAAAGAACCUCGUGAUUCUCGGGUCUUUUUAUUUUGCAUGAGAGCAUCCAUCCGAUUGAAUAUGCAGUCAAGUGGGAGUGGAGGAGAUAUUGUCACUAGUCUUUUAUCGUUCUUUUUUUUUUUCUUUUAAUAAUUAUCUAGCAAUGACUAAUAUUAAGGCUUCAUAAUGUCAUGAAAUGAUAAACUAGCUGAUGAUUUACCUAA
Messenger RNA from Juglans microcarpa x Juglans regia, 1958 nucleotides. Its product is annotated as inosine-5'-monophosphate dehydrogenase 2. NCBI's taxonomy places the organism in Eukaryota, Viridiplantae, Streptophyta, Magnoliopsida, Fagales, Juglandaceae. Gene Ontology annotation, biological process: GTP biosynthetic process. Gene Ontology annotation, molecular function: IMP dehydrogenase activity. Gene Ontology annotation, cellular component: cytoplasm. The record is from RefSeq and is a predicted model, not a curated record.